Molecule: messenger RNA, 2185 nt
Organism: Coregonus sp. 'balchen'
Lineage: Eukaryota; Metazoa; Chordata; Actinopteri; Salmoniformes; Salmonidae
Source: the annotation of a GenBank genome assembly
AUGUCUGCCACCGCAGCCCUGGCUGCCGUGUGUGUGCACAACAUAGAGUCGUCCUCAGUGUGACCUCAGUGACCCCCAGAGAGGCUCUGCCCCCCCCCCCCCCCCCCCCCCACCCCCCCCCCACCCACACACCCCUAGGUCAUAUCUGAAAUGGCACCCUUUUCCCUAUAUAGUGCACUACUACACACCAGAAAGGAGUGUGAUUGGUUUCGCCUGUUCCGUUCCCUACACCCUACCCUCUGACCCUCUCCCUUCCCCUACACAGUCUGUUUAGCUGAGUGUUGUUUGUUCAGCUAUUCCUUCUUUACUCCAAGCACACCUGGUCCUCCUAGUAUGUUCCCCCUAUACAGACCAACAUACUGUAGGUGUGGUUCACAUAUAGGGGUGUGGCUGCUCCUCUGCCCCCUAAAUUCCAACACACAGGCUAGGUUCCAAUGUCCAUGCUAGCAUACCACUAAGAAUGCAUGGCCCAAUCAGUACACAGUGGUAUGCUAGUGUGUAUUUUGGGACAGUCACAGAGCCUCAGCCUCCUUUUUCCUUCUCCUACACACACUUCAAUGGAUGUGUGACUUACUGCUCGUUUAGUUAUCAGGUACUGUACCCCUUUACUUUUCCCCUAUGCUUCCUGAAGCAGCGUGUGCAGUCUAAUGGAGGAGCAUUGCUGUACCCUAACUCACAACCUCGCACGCAUACACACACACACAUGUGCACGCAUGCACACACACGUACACACACACACACACACACACACACCACCCUAACACACAGCAUAUGGAUGGGCAUGAACCCAGAGGUCUGCUGAGUCUACUGCUAUUGGUUGGUCUCCAACUCUCUGUGGGAACAGUGUUUACUGUGCUCUACAUGGAUCUCUGCUGCUCUCGACUCAGACCGUAUGGACAGCACCCACCCUGCAAUAAAGAUAGAUAAUGACCAAUAAUGCUGCAACAAUCAGACAUGAUAACAGCACAGCACAACCUCCUUUGAAAGUGCAAGCUGUUAAAUGCAACCGUUAAACAAUGAACACUUGACAUGAUCGUCAAACUAUUAUCGAACAAUCAUGGUUCUACAAGUUCUUCGCUUUCUUACUGGAAUAGGGUGCCAUUUCGGUUGCACGAUCGGUUUCUCCCAGCAACACACCGAUUCAGUCGUUCACUGGAUGGCUUUGUUUAAAUGGCUCUUUUAGUGUUCCUGCUGUCGAAGCCUUGAGAGAUAUUCCUAAAGAUUAGAUUACUGAUAUACAAUACUGUAAAUAGAUAGCCAUUUACAGUACACAUUACUCACCCUAGAAAUUGUUACAGAAGAUGGAAAGCAAUAAGCCGUAUAGUCGAUUAUGAACAGCAUAUAAAACAGUUGGUUUUUCUAUUACCUCUUCAACCCAUACUUUCUCAUGAUGCCAUACUCAAAUCAAAUCAAAUCAAAUCAAAUUGUAUUGGCCACAUGCGCCGAAUACAACAGGUGCAGACAUUACAGUGAAAUGCUUACUUACAGCCCUUAACCAACAGUGCAUUUAUUUUUAACAAAAAAGUAAAAAUAAAACAACAACAAAAAAAGUGUUGAGAAAAAAAGAGCAGAAGUAAAAUAAAAUAACAGUAGGGAGGCUAUAUAUACAGGGGGGUACCGGUGCAGAGUCAAUGUGCGGGGGCACCGGCUAGUUGAGGUAGUUGAAGUAAUAUUUACAUGUGGGUAGAUUUAUGUGCAUGUUUUCUAUGUGUCUUUCAUGCCAUAGCAAGGUAAGGCCUCAGUUUCUUCGGCUAUAACUUCUCCAGAGGUUGAAUAGAUUACAGUGUGUGUUUGUGAGUUUCUCUGUGUGGGUUCUUCCUAAUGCACAUCUCCUUUCCACAGGGCUGUCAAAAUGUCCCCCCCACCCCCCCACCCCCUCUCUAUAAAAUGUAUUUUUGUGUGUGAGUUUGUGUGAGUUUGCUGUGAUCCGACCAGAUUGAGACUCCUUGUGUUUGCAUGUGUGUGUGUGUGUGUUUGACCCCCACAGCACCUGCAGCUGACCAUCCAGGCCCUGCAGGAUGAGCUGCAGACCCAGAGGGACCUGAACCACCUGCUGCAGGAGAGUGGCGGCCGCUCUGGGGAACACUACACCAACAUCGAGCUGACCGAGGAGAACUUUAGACGACUGCAGGCUGAGCACGACCGCCAGGCAAGGAAUCUUAAUAAAUUAUUCAUAAUAAAUUAG